Molecule: messenger RNA, 2791 nt
Organism: Ostrinia nubilalis (European corn borer)
Lineage: Eukaryota; Metazoa; Arthropoda; Insecta; Lepidoptera; Crambidae
Product: adenosine deaminase AGSA-like
Exons: 1
Coding region: 212-1729 (505 amino acids)
Biological process (GO): adenosine catabolic process; inosine biosynthetic process
Molecular function (GO): adenosine deaminase activity
Source: RefSeq, a predicted model, not a curated record
AGAUGUUAUUUUUUAAUCACCAACUUGGUUUACAUCGACCAAAUUAAUUCUCGUGUCAAGUAGGUAUGAACUUGUUCGUAAAAGCUAACCUCUUGGAGGAUCACAGUCUAUAUAUAACCAGACAAAACGCACUUGUGUCCAGUCUCUCACGACCGGCGUUAUUGGCGGUCACACUUCAAGUGACCUCUAAAUAAGUGAGAAUUUCUCAACUAUGCAUGGCUUAAUCAUCAGUGUUCUACUUUGCCUUAUCGCACUCACAAGUGCGAGCGUCAUCCCAAACAAAUACAACGCGGAAAGAAACGAAUUACUAACGCAAGAAGAUGAACUCUUCCUCGGGGGAAAACUUAAACUCACAGAAGAUGAAGAAAACGUCAACGAUAUCCUCAUGCACUGGAAGAGAGAAGAGGUCGACGAAUCCUUCGCGAACCCUGAGAACUACAACUUUUCCAAACAUUUCUUCAGGUACAGAAACGACGUGAGCAAGUCCAAAGUGUACCAGAUCAUAAAGAAGAUGCCGAAAGGCGCAGUGCUGCACGUGCAUGCCAGCAUGAUGCUGGACACGGAUUCUUUAUUGAGACUGACGUACGAAGACCAUUUGUACGCUUGUUACGGCGACGGCAAUUUACAAUUACGUUUCGCGGACACCGUUCCCGCACAAUCAUGCCCAUUUAAGUGGGAGCUACUCAGUGAUCUCAGAAAUUCCUCAGGUGACGUCGAGGCAUUCGACGCCGAACUAAGAAAACACCUUACUUUGUACACUGAUGACAAGAAAUUACAAGACUCAGAUAUCAACGAUACCUGGAAGAGAUUCGAGAAAGUCUACGAUGUAGUGUCAGCCAUCAUUCACUACAGACCGGUCAGGGAGAGAUUCAUCUACGAAUCUCUUAAAUACUUCUACGACGACAAUGUUAUGUACGUCGAAAUCAGGAGCGGGCUACAUAACCUUUAUGAGUUGGACGGAACUGUGCACGAUCGAAUGUACUUCGCUACUCUCUACGAGAAGGUAACCAACGAGUUCAUACGGGAUUACCCCGAUUUUGUUGGAAUAAAGUUUAUAUUAACAUCUGGGCGUUGGAAGAGCCCGGAGAUGGUCCGUAGAACAUUGGAACUGGCCCGAAAAUUGAAGGCGGAGAAGCCUAAAUUCUUUGCGGGUUUCGAUUUAGUCGGUCAGGAAGAUUUGGGCAGACCAUUAUCUGAUUUUCUGCCGGUUUUGAUGGAAGCGAAGAAAGACAUGGACUUUUUCUUUCAUGGCGGAGAGACGAAUUGGUUUGGAACUACGACUGAUGAGAAUUUAGUGGACGCAGUGCUGUUAGGAUCAAAGAGGAUAGGUCAUGCGUAUGCGCUGAUCAAACAUCCAGUUAUAUUGUCGGCUGUUAAGCAGAGGGACAUUGCGCUUGAAGUGAAUGUGAUUUCUAAUGUGGUGUUAUCUUUGGUACGUGAUGUGAGGAACCAUCCGUUGGCUUCUUAUUUAGCUAUGGGGUUGCCAGUGGUGUUAUCAAGUGAUGAUCCUGGAGCAUGGGAGGCUGAUCCCUUGUCGCAUGACUUUUACGUGGCUUUUGUUGGUAUUGCCAGUAGACAAGGAGAUUUGCGGAUGUUGAAACAAUUGGCUUUCAAUUCUAUAAUUUAUAGUGCCUUAGAUGACCAUGGCAAAAAUAGACUAUUAAGUGUUUUCAAUAAAAGGUGGAGUGAGUUUGUAAAAUACGUUUUAUCGCAACACUCAUGGGCUUAAGGAUAGUGAAAAUUGUAAGUUAUUAAUAAUUUUAGAUGAGUAAUCUGUAGAUUUAAAGAGAGGAGCGAAUUUAUUUUUUAAUGAUUAGUUUAGUUCCUACUUUUAUUGUAAAAUACUUUAUUACCUACUAGAUUUACAAGGCUAUGAAAUAGUGUUAUCUUCUGAAUUUCAAGUUUAAUUAAUUUAAAUGAACUUUUGUCUUAAGAAAUCUUACCCUUAAAUGGCUUGAUUGUGUAUUGUAUGUAUGUAUCUACACAAAUUCCAGGAAAUGCAUGAUUUAUGCUUAUUUUAUAAAGGUUGUAUGGGACUUUAGGCUAGAUAGAAAUAAGACUGCUUUAAAAUUGUUAAUAAGACUUCCCAAUACCUAAGCAUUUACGUUAUUUAUAAAUACUUUGACCAAUAAAACAAUGACAAUUAAUACUUACUUAGUUAUGCUAACUACGAUAAUUGUAUUAUCUGAAAUAGUUAAGUUAUCUAACUCAUUUAAGACUUAUUUAUCUGAUAUUAUCGGCAUGAUUAAACACAUUUAAAUGGUAUAAUCCCGCAUUUUUGUGAACUUUACUGUGAAGUAUUAGAAGAUAUUUUGCAGCAGCAAUUGAGCUGAGAAGAGACUAUUCCCACCUCUCGUUCCCACCGCUGCAACUCCUGUGUAGCCAGGAUCUACAGCUUGACUGCCAAUAAAAACCCAACCAGUGAAAUUCAAGUUUGUCCCGGGGGAACGUUAAACUGUCGUUGGAUCCGCAACAGGAGUUCGAAGUUUAACAGUGUAUUUGUGUAAUCUAAUAAAUCUUAGAACAUUCCCACUUGACACCAAUUAGCUUGAACACCUAAUGGCUCUAAAACAUGUGGGAUGUGUGAACGUUUUAAUUAGUCGAUUUAAGAUGGCCGCGACGAAGAAGCGAGUAAACUGAAAAUACAAACUUUUACUGCCACAACAUAAAAGUUGAUUCCUGAACAAAAUUGAGUUGUGAAAUUAAAGUUCAGUAUUAUUAGGACCGUUUUUUCAAACGUCAUUCUUAUAAAUAUUUACACAAUAAGUGUAGCAUAACAAUUUCUGCAUGG